AUGCUUGACGACGUCAACGACCGCGCCAACACCAUUGCGGUGCUGCCGCUGCUCGAAACCAGCCGCCACCGCACCAGCGCCGCAAUCUGGACCUCGACCGUCAACCUGAUCCACGCCAUCGUCCAGGGCGCACAGCCAGACGAGCCCAUCGUCACCGGCUCUUCCGUCAAAAGACACGGUGACGACGACGACGACGACGAGGAUGACGACGACGAGGAUGACGAUGGUGCCAGCUCGUUUGUCUACGCUGCCCCCGCCGCGCUCGCGUCCGACGGGUCAGCAUCGGCAGCACCGCACCACCACCAGCAGCAGGACGGCAUCUCGGUGGCCUGGCACAUCUCGAACCGCUACUACGACGCCGAUGUACAGGUCCGAGGCUUGAGGCCAGAAGAAGUGGCCUCCGUCGUGCAGUGUAGAAAGCCCCGCGGCCUGGGCAGCCAGAGGCGUCCCCAGGCCGGUACAGGCGACGUCUUUGAUGCGCUCGCCCAGCAACGUGCUUCAGUCGAAGUCGGACCUUCUUCGUCGACGCCGAUGCCCUCAUCCGGCGAGGAUGCCAACGACCGUCUGGCGCAAAGGCUGCGAGGUGUCCCGGCCCUCGUCCUCGUCGUCGACUCCUCCGCUUCCCUGUCGACCCACAAGAGGAUCCUGGCUGGGCUUUCGGCCGUGGCGGAUCCAGACCGAACAACAGGCGACGAGGACGAGGAGGGUGCGGGGAUAUCGGGCUUCGGCCUUGGCGUCUCGCUCGUUGUUGGCCUUCCGACACCUCGACCGCUCGACGUCGAUGCCGACGCGGGGCAGGCUUCCACCUCUGGCCCCAAGGACCGAGGUCUGGCCGCAUCUCGGGACGAUCUCGUGGAGCUCUACGCCACCGACGGGUGGGAGUACGUCGAUCUGGGCGUGGACGGCACUGGAUCCGAUUCAUUCAGCGACGAUGGAACCGACAGCGGAAGCGAUGGCGAGGAAGGCCAGGAGGCCGAGGGCAUCGAGAGGGUGCGCGAGGCCCUCAUGACCCACCCCUGGCCCGGCCUCAUGCGCAAGGACGAAGCACAGGGGCGCGCGAUGCGCCGACUCGACCAAGAAGCAGACGGAGGCGCAACACUCUUCGCCCCAUCGACUGGGCUUGCCACCGGCAGCUUUUCGGACUGGCGCCCUCGUCGUGACGAGGAGCGCGAGGCCGACGACGACGACAACGACGGCGCCGGAUUCGAAGACGGUGCCGGGCUCAGAGCACCGUCGGACCCCUCUGUCGCACCGCGCUUUCCCUCGCUGGGCCUCGAGGAGCACGCGACGCCCGACGAGGUCGACGAGGCACUGGCUCGAGCGUUCCUUGCGCGCCUCGAGCACGGCUUCUCCUUGCACCCUGUGACGGGCGAGGGCGAGGGCGAGGGCGAGGGCGAGGGCGGGGCUGGGGCAGACGGCAAGAUGGACCUGCCGCUACCCACGAACCCUCGCGCCUUGGAAGAGCUCGAGGCGUUCCUCGAGAGCGAGGAUCCAGCCUGGCCCUCGUCUUCCUCCUCCUUCUCCGCCUCGGCCUCUGCAGCAAACGACCAGUCGGGAUCCAAAACGGCGGCGGCGGCGGCGGCGGCGGGGGCAGUGCAACCGAACCCAGCUGGCCGUCGGCGGACGGCGCAGUCGGGAGGCACGUGGGGACGUUCGUCGAUCCCACCCGCACCGACUGGUGAGCAGCAAGAGCAACAGCAGCAGCAGCAGCACGAGGCAGUAGUGGCGACGACGUUCGAUGACGACUUUGACGAUUUCGUCGCGGCCGCCACGCCUGCCGCUGCCCCUCCUCGAUCUUCGGGUACCGACGUCGACGGCGGGCGGGGUGUCGGUCAAGCUUUGUCCGACUCGCGUUUCAGCGACGACUUUGACGACUUUGACGACUUCGACGACGGUGCACUCGGUCUGAAUGCAGCGACGAGGCUGGAUAUGGGCCCGCUCGGCUUCGGAGGCUUCGAUACGAACGCGAUGGCGGCAGCGUCAGACGAGGAGGGCACACACGAUCUCUCGGCCCAGUUCCGCACCCUCCAGAUGCACGCCGAGAGGAUGGGCGGCGAGGAGGGCGGGGGCGGGAUGCACUUCUGA
This is a messenger RNA of Pseudozyma flocculosa PF-1, 2085 nucleotides long. RefSeq lists its product as uncharacterized. The coding region runs from base 1 to 2085 and encodes 694 amino acids. The record is from RefSeq and is a predicted model, not a curated record. NCBI's taxonomy places the organism in Eukaryota, Fungi, Basidiomycota, Ustilaginomycetes, Ustilaginales, Ustilaginaceae. The transcript is spliced from 2 exons.